Messenger RNA from Aspergillus melleus, 1665 nucleotides. RefSeq names its product fatty acid desaturase. Gene Ontology annotation, molecular function: oxidoreductase activity, acting on paired donors, with oxidation of a pair of donors resulting in the reduction of molecular oxygen to two molecules of water. Gene Ontology annotation, cellular component: membrane. The transcript is spliced from 2 exons. The record is from RefSeq and is a predicted model, not a curated record. Lineage: Eukaryota; Fungi; Ascomycota; Eurotiomycetes; Eurotiales; Aspergillaceae. Bases 1 to 1665 code for a protein of 554 amino acids. Gene Ontology annotation, biological process: lipid metabolic process.
AUGGCCUCUGCCGUCACUAAGCCGUCUACCGCUCGCAAAGAGACGAUCCUAUCGCGACGAUACAUUGAAGGCCAGAUUGCGGAGGGCAAGCAUAUAAUCAUCUACGAUGACCGCGUGCUAAAAGUGGAUUCGUGGCUUCCUUUUCACCCUGGAGGUGAGAAGACCAUCAAGCAUAUGGUCGGAAGGGAUGCCACGGAUGAGAUGAAUGUACUACACGGGGAAGAUACGCGCCGGCAGAUGUUGAAAUAUCAAGUCGGUCGCAUCAUCGGACCGUGGAUGAACUUCCUUCCCCCGAUCCAUGGCGGAAAGUUCCGUCCCUAUGUUGAGGAGUCGUGUUCGACAGACGAAGAGAGCUCCGGCCUGGAAACGUCAAUGCCUCCCUCCCCGAUCUUCGAUGCAGUCGAUGGAAAGGCACGCCGCCGGAAUACUUCCGCCACGACGAAUUCCUCGGUCUCGACCCCUCCGAAUGAAGAAACCGAAUCGAAGCCCUUCUUCCUAGACGCACGAACCCGCGAGGAGAUCAUAUUCGACACUGCCAAAUAUCCCUCUCUCGACCGGGAAAAUCAGGAUUCGAUCAGACAGAAGUAUCGGGAGUUAAACGAGAGGAUGCACGCGGAAGGCCUAUUCCAAUGCAACUAUUUCUCGUACUUCGUCGAAUGCUGUCGCUACACGCUUUUCGCAACCCUGGCCUAUGUCCUUUUGCGCUGGGAAUGGUACGCAAGCUCGGCAUUCUUCCUAGGGUGUCUUUGGCACCAGCUGGUCUUUACCGCUCAUGAUGCUGGUCAUAUGGGCAUCACCCACAACUUCCACGUGGAUACGACGAUUGGGAUGAUCAUCGCCGACUGGAUUGGAGGCCUCAGCUUGGGGUGGUGGAAGCGCAGUCACAACGUCCACCACAUUGUGACGAACGAACCAGAGCAUGAUCCUGACAUCGAGCACAUGCCUUUCUUCGCGGUAUCGCACCGUUUCUUCGACAGCCUUCGCAGCACUUAUUAUGAUCGAGUCAUGAAGUUUGAUGCCGUGUCCAAGGUGAUGCUGAAAUAUCAGAACUACCUCUACUACCCCAUUCUGAUGCUUGCUCGGUUCAACCUCUACCGUCUGAGCUGGGAGUAUCUGCUCACCGGCCAGGCUCCCAAGAGGGGCCCUGCUUGGUGGCACCGCUGGUUCGAGUUUGCCGGUCAGAUCUUCUUUUGGUAUUGGUUUGGCUAUGGUGUCCUCUACUGCACUCUCCCCAACUGGAGCACCCGCCUGACCUACCUCAUGGUUUCCCAUAUCGUCACAUCUCCACUUCACCUGCAGAUCACGCUAUCCCAUUUCGCCAUGUCUACGGCCGACAUGGGUGUCAGUGAAUCCUUCCCGCAGAAGAUGCUGCGCACCACCAUGGAUGUUGACUGCCCAACUUGGCUCGACUUCUUCCACGGUGGUCUGCAGUUCCAGGCGAUCCACCACCUCUACCCUCGUAUGCCCCGCCACAACCUGCGUCGUGCGCAGAAACUGGUGCUGGAGUUCUGCAAAGACACGGGCAUCCCCUACGCCAUCUUCACCUUCUAUGACGGCAACAAGGAAGUUCUAGGCAAACUUGGCGACGUCGCGAAGCAGCUCCGUCUUCUUGAAGAAUGUCGUAAGACAUGCGCCGACCAGGGCACCCUCUUGGACCACCACUAG